AUGCUUCCUCAAUUCAGUGCAGUUGUGAGAAUUCAGUGGGAGGGUCUUGAUAGUCCGGUUACCUCAUUGAAGUCCUUGGAUUUCAAGCUCAAAUCGCUCAAGCCAGCGUUGAAAACCCUUUGCAAGGAAAAUUACAGCGACAUUGAGAAGAGAGUUCAGGAAGCGAAUGCUGAGCUUAAGUCUCUUCAACUUCAAGCCCUAAAUGAUCCUUCUCCGAUAACUCUUCUCUUGGAAAAGGAGGCUCGGGAUUCAUGGGUAUUGCUGCGCCAGGCUGAAAAAAGUUUUUUCAGGCAACUUUCGCGGAUAAAGUGGCUUGCUGAAGGUCAUAGUAGCACCCAUUUCUUUCACUUUAUCACCAAGUUGCGAAACGGUUCUAAUGCGAUCAAGUAUCUUCGCAAAGAAGAUGGCUCGAGGUCUUCUUCUCUGAUGGAAGUUCGCCAGCUAGCUCAGGCCUAUUAUGAGGCGAUCUUUUGUUCUACUAGAGGUUCAUACUGCCCCUUUCUUAGGGAAUACCUUGCCAGGUUAAAGUUGGUUACUUGCUCUCCUUUCCAUCAAGCCUUGCUCUCUGCAUCAUUUCCCAAUGAUUCUAUCAGAGAGUCUCUAUUUGCAAUGCCGAGAAACAAAACUUCUGGCCCAGACGGCUUCACUAUGGAAUUCUUCAAAAGCGCAUGGGAUAUUAUCGGUUUGGAGGUUAUUGUCGCGGUCCAAGACUUCUUCUUGAACGCUUUCAUGCCUACCUCUAUGAACGCGACUUCCCUCGUUUUUAUUCCGAAGCGUGCGGGUGCGGACGAGCUUAAAGAUUUCAGGCCCAUUUUUUGCCUGAACACCUCCUAUAAGCUCAUAUCUCGUCUCUUGGCUGAUAGAUUGAAGCGGAUUCUUCCCGAUAUUGUGGCCCCUAACCAGAUGGCGUUUGUAAAAGAUCGUUUGCUCCUUGAAAACGUUCUUCUGGCAUCAGAGGUUCUUAAUGGCUAUCAUAAGUCUGACCAGUCUCCCAGAAUCACCCUGAAGAUCGAUAUAGCGAAGGCCUUUGACACUAUUCGAUGGGAUUUUGUGUUAUCCUCGCUGCAGGCUUAUAACAUCCCCGAAGUGUUCAUCUCUUGGAUUUGUGCUUGUAUCUGCACGCCUACAUUCUCGGUUUGCAUAAAUGGAGUUACCUCUGGAUACUUCAAGGGUCGCUCAGGGCUUCGUCAGGGAGAUCCACUGUCUCUGUUUUUGUUUGGGAGCGGACGAUGGAUCAUUCCAGUCUGUGGCGGGUGUUUUCUCAAUCCUCUCUCAGUUUCAGAAAAUAUCAGGAUUAGGUGUGAACCUGGAAAAACCUCUCUGUUCUGUUCGGGUGUUUCUGAUGCUGCCUUGGAUCUCCUGCAAAAAUGGUUGGAUGCACCGUCACCUAAGCAUCGCGGGUCGUUUACGGUUGUUAGCUUCGGUCAUUGCGGGAAUUAUCGGCUUUUGGACCGCUGCAUUUUUUUGCCUAAAAAGGUUAUUAAAAAGCUAAACUCUCUUUGUGGAUCAUUCUUAUGGCAUGGAAAGCUAGAGGGUUCGCCUAGUGCUAAAGUAGCAUGGGCUUCAGUUACGACCCCCCGAGCUGAAGGUGGUUUAGGCUUGAGACCUAUCGCGAGCUGGAACGCAACUUGUGGUAUGAAAUUGAUAUGGAUGUUGUACUUCCGUUCUGGGUCACUAUGGGUAGCGUGGAUUCGAAGGACUUAUUUUUCCAAAGGUUGCUUCUGGUCCCUGAGUGAGAGGAACUAUAACCUCUCUUGGAUGUUUCGCAAGCUUCUCAAGCUCCGUAAAGCUGCUUUGAGGUUCCUCCGUAUUAAAAUUGGCAGAGGCGACGAAACUUUUUUCUGGUGGGAGCCUUGGACUCCCUUCGGUCCUCUUAUCGAGUUCCUUGGCCCUCUAGGUCCUUCUUCUUUGGGUAUUCACAAAAACGGCCUAAUCUGUGAGGUGCGUAAGGACGACAGUUGGCUCCUGCCACCUGCAAGAUCGGCAAAGCAACUUCAACUCCUCUCUUAUCUCGUCUCCAUUAGCCCUUCUCAAUCUGCGGACUCGCCGCAAUGGCUCAUUGGGGAAAAAGUUGUGGAAAGGUUCCGAUCAUCUCAGGUAUGGUAUGAAAUCAGGGAGCAUCAUCCAGAGGUUAACUGGUUCAAGCUGAUUUGGUUUUCGUCAGCCAUCCCGAAGCACUCUACCACUGCGUGGUUAUUCACUCUUGAUAGGAAUCCAAUAGAAAACCGCAUGUUGGCGUGGGGUCUUGAUGUCGAACCGACGUGUUUGCUCUGUGGCGCCGGUGACGAAAGUCGGGAUCAUCUGUUUUUCAAUUGCAGCUUCUCUAGUUUCAUCUGGAGAAGGUUGCUUGUGAAGCUUCACAUUCAUCUUGCGCUUAUCGAGUGGAAUGAUAUUAUCCACUGGCUUCUGAAUACUUCUUUGUCCUCUGAUCUAACUCUUGCUUUAUUGCUCGGCUGGCAGGCCAUCGUCUAUGAGAUUUGGAAGGAAAGAAACAGAAGAUUUCAUCAUGGUAUGACCCUAUCACCUUUGGCCAUGCUCAUCAACGUUUUAAGGGUGAUGAAAAACAAGGCUUUGGCUUUUAAAUGUCUGGGUAUGGACUCCGACGACUGUCUUCUCCGCAUCUGGUCUGCGGCGUGA
Messenger RNA from Eutrema salsugineum, 2637 nucleotides. RefSeq lists its product as uncharacterized. The record is from RefSeq and is a predicted model, not a curated record. Bases 1 to 2637 code for a protein of 878 amino acids. The transcript is spliced from 3 exons. Lineage: Eukaryota; Viridiplantae; Streptophyta; Magnoliopsida; Brassicales; Brassicaceae.